Messenger RNA from Pelobates fuscus (common spadefoot toad), 4240 nucleotides. It is a transcript of the gene CC2D1A, whose product is annotated as coiled-coil and C2 domain containing 1A. The transcript has 29 exons. NCBI's taxonomy places the organism in Eukaryota, Metazoa, Chordata, Amphibia, Anura, Pelobatidae. Bases 122 to 3004 code for a protein of 960 amino acids. Gene Ontology annotation, biological process: regulation of transcription by RNA polymerase II. Gene Ontology annotation, cellular component: nucleus. Gene Ontology annotation, molecular function: RNA polymerase II cis-regulatory region sequence-specific DNA binding; DNA-binding transcription repressor activity, RNA polymerase II-specific. The record is from RefSeq and is a predicted model, not a curated record.
UGGCCGCCUUCAGACGCGGAAGUAGCUGUUCUGGUUGACAAAGUGUCAGCCAAAAUAUUAUUAUUUAGUUUUAUUUGUAUUUAUUUUUAUUUCCCCCGGUAUCUGUUAACAGCCACAGAGGAUGAACGGCCGGAGAGUGGCUCGAGGGGGAGGAAAAGGACCGGCACCCAGGGGGGCCCCUUUCCUCCUGGAUGGGUUAGCUGCAGAUGGUGAUUCAGAGGAUGAUGGAAGCUUAGAGGCUGAACUUCUCGCUCUGACUGGGGGGCGCCCAGCUGGGAACAAAGAAAAACCCAAAGGAAAAACUCCGCUUCCUAUGGAACAUAUUGAGAAGAUGGCUGCUUUGUGUAUGCAGGACCUUGAUGAUGAAGACGAUGGAGAAGAUUUAGACGAUGACGAGGAUCUGUUGGCAGAGUUGGAUGAGGUCCUCGGGGAUGAUGAUGAGAAGCUCACCGUUGUAGCCUCUCCUUCACAAGCUAUUUCACACUCUUCUCAAUCAGCCCCUUCUUCUGAAGGGAGCAUGGAGAGUACGCUCACAGAUCGUUUGGCCAUGUAUAAGGACGCUCUGUCUAAUGCCAAACAAGCUGGAGAUGGAAGCAAAGCUAGGAGACUGGAGAGAGGUGUGAAGACUUUGGAAGACUUGCUCCGUUCUGUCAAAAAAGGCAGGUCAGUGUCUCCGGAUGACAUUCCUCCUCCGGUGGCAGUCGGAAAGAGCCAGAAUUCUCCUGUAACUUCUCCACCGGCCCCCGUGUUUACUGAACCCCCAAAUCAGCCACUCUCAACCUCUGUGAACAAACCACCCUCUCCAGCUCCUACUACAAUAAGGGUACCUCCCCCUGUACCUGUCAAACCCCAGAGCCUCCCCCAACUUGUGACACCUGUGGCAUCAAGUUCACCUGCCACCCCAAACCCAGAAACAGAUGGAGACAAGGCUCGUGUUCUGGAGAGGCAGAGAGAGUACAAACUGGCAGCUUUACAUAGCAAACAGCAAGGAGACACAGAGAUGGCCAGCAAGUAUUAUCGCGUUGCCAAGUCUCUGGAUGCAGUACUGACUGCUUUGGACUCUGGACAGAAAUUGGAUCCGCGAAGCCUGCCGCCUCCUGCAGAUCAGCUGCCAGUGAACAAACCUGGGCCCCCCCAAUCUCCGGUGAGCACAGCACCGCCGCCGGCUGCACCAGCCCCAACCGCACCAGCCCCAACCCCAACCGCAGAUCCUCCACCACCACCUCGUAAUACACAGGAAGCUUUGCAACAAAGGAUGGAGCGUUACCGCAGCGCGGCAGAGCAAGCCAAAGGGCGAGGUGAUGAUCGCAAGGCGCGCAUGCACGAGCGCAUUGUGAAGCAAUAUCAGGAUGCCAUCCGAAGCCACAAAGCGGGUAAACCGGUCAAUUUGGCAGAGCUUCCUGUCCCUCCUGGGUUUCCUCCCUUGCAUGGAUUAGAAGCCUCUCCCCAGGAACAAAGCAUUGUGGGAGUUCUGGAGAACGCAAUGAAGCUGGCCAAUCAGCCAGACGGAGAGGGAAGCGACAGUGAAGAUGAAGAAGGCGAGACAGACACAAGAAAGCUCGCUCCUCAGUCAGGACAUGCAUUACAGCCUCAGGUGGCUGCUCCAAAGGUCUCCCCAUCAAAAAGUCCCAAGCAGUCUGGAAAAGCCCAACAGCAGCUCCAGUUCCUGGAAGGUAGGAGGAAACAGCUCAUGUCUGCUGCCCUCCGUUCCAAGCAGCACCGGGAUAUGGAAGGUGCCAAGAUGUUCCUACGGCAAGCCAAAGGUUUGGAUGCCAUGAUUGAAGCUACAAAGAAUGGACUUCCAGUGGACAUUACUAAGGUCCCAUCUGUCCCUGUGAAUGAAGAUGAUUUUACACUGCAGCGGAAAGGAGGAAGUUCCGUUCAGAAUGCGGAGAUGUACCUCAAAAUGAUGGAAAAGUUAAAGCAACAGCAUGAGAUGUGCAUGUCGUAUUCUCAGCAAUUCACUCACCUGGGGAACAUCACGGAGACGGCAAAGUAUGAAAAACUGGCAGAGGAGUGCAUGAAGUAUAUUGAGCUAAUAAAGCAGGCUCACACCAGAGGUCUCCCUGUGCCUCGCUAUCACUACGAAGAGAGGACCGUCAGUGUUGUCAAGAUCUUCCCAGAGCUUAGUAACUCUGAUCUUGUCCUGUACGUUACCAGAGCCGUCAAUUUGCCGAUUCCUGCAGGAACAUCUCACCAAGACAUGGACACAUUUGUGCGGUUUGAGUUUGGCUAUCCCAGUCUGGAAGAAGCUCAGAAAGACAAAACAAACAUUGUAAAGGGCACCAAUUCUCCAGUAUACAAAGAGAAAUUUACUCUACAAAUUAACCGCAAUCACCGUGGUCUGAAGAGGGCAAUCCAGGCGAAAGGCAUGAAGUUUGAAGUUAUUCUGAAGGGGGGUCUCUUUAAGUCUGAUCGCCUGCUGGGGACCUCACAUCUCAAGCUGGAUGCUCUAGAGUCUAACUGUGAGAUCCGGGAGAUACUGGAGGUGAUGGAAGGACGCAAACCAUCAGGUGGAAAGCUGGAGGUGGCUGUCAAAAUCCGGGACCCCCUCACAUCUCAGCAGCUCAGCACCACCACUGAAAAAUGGCUGGUUAUAGAGCCAUUUACAUUGCCUCCAGUGUCUGCUCCGAAACCCAAACAGCCAACACCAGCUAAGUCUCCGGUCAGCAGCGGCCCCACCUUGUAUUGUUUGAGUGUUUUGGCUUAUGAGGAGGAAAAACUGGAAAAGAAGGUACAUGUAUAUCGGCAGCAGCAAAGAGCGGUUCCUGAUGACCUCUUUGCUCAGCUCAGUGAUGUCAAGAAGCGUAGGGAGCGACAGAUGCAGCAGCUGCGGCAGGGAGGACCUGUACGAUCCGAAUAUGUUCGCCAGCUACAUCGCUAUCUACAGUUUUAUGAGGACUCUGCACGUCGACUUGGACAAGAAGGAAACAGGGAAGGAGCCAAGGAAGCGUUAUAUAAACGGAAUCUUGUAAAUAGUGAGCUGCAGAAAAUGAAUCAAUGAAGAAUUUGCCAGAUGAGGAAGACCUAGGUGGAGGUGUUUCAGUGCCUUAUUGCCCCCACAUUGGCACCAAUCAGUACCCCUGUCUCCAUCUGCUUCUCCUGUCUUCCCAGCCACAUCCGUGUGUUCUGAGAGUUGGCUUAUUUGGACAAUCUGACAUAUUGAGCACUUUUUUUAGUCAUUGUGAACUUUCACUCUGAAAAAUACACUACCAAAGGCACCAGCAGCAUGGCAAUGUGGGAGCUUGUGAGCAGCAAGAUGUUUGUCAUAUUCUCUUAUACUGCACUAAAUUGAAAAUCGUUUUUUCUUGAAAGCUGUGUUUUCUAGAAUGGACGGGUUAUAGAAGUGCGCAUGCACGUCCGCUAGUGUGAGCAUCUGAGUGCAUGUGUGCGCGUGUUGUGAUUUAAAUAAAGAAGAGGAAUGCUUUUUUUGAAGAGAUAAAAGUAAUCGCAUUGUGAGAAAUUGACUGCAUUUCCAGCAUGUACACAAAGAUGAUGUAAAAGCGGACAAAUGCAGGUUUACACACGUCCACGUUCGUUCUGUGCACUCGUUCGUCCUUUAAUAUACUCCCUUUUUUUUUUAUUCGCUGCAUGUGUGUGUUGUAAUGACAGCUCCAGCACCGAGCUAUGUAACAUACCUCAGCGGUGCCAUGUUGUACAUACAUAUAGCUGGAUGUUGCUCCCAUCUUCAAUAUGUACAAAGGAAAUCUACAAUUGUACUAUUCGAGACUUUAAAAUAUUAAACACUAUGCACUCUAGUUACUGUAGCAGCUCUAAUUCAGAUACAAAUUAAUUAAAAUUUAAAGAAAGGUGGUUUACAUGUAUAUUUAUGUAUAAAUUCAUUAAGAGACAGACAGGGCAUUCUUUUAAAAAUAGGUGUAUGACUCAUUUAGUUUGAAUUAAAUUUAAAAAAGGAAUAACAAAAAAAAAAAAAAUUCUCAUGGCGUAGCCUCGGUUAAUUUUUUCUAAACUAGUGCAGCUAAAAGAAACCUACCGCAAAGUAGAAUCACAUUAUUUUAUUUUCUUGAUCUUGGCUAAAUCUGUCAUGCCUAGGAUAUUUCUCUGCUUUUGGCUGUCACGGGUCAUAUAAGAAGAGUAUCGGUGAUUUCAGAUAUAAAUGUAAUCAGAAUUUGGAAUGUUGGGCCUGUAAGCACAAACUACUACACACAAAGUAAAUGUUCUUGAAUAGCAGGCAUCCCAGGGAUCUGUCACUUUAUUGGAAAGCACACUAUUAAAUAAA